Molecule: messenger RNA, 2525 nt
Organism: Dioscorea cayenensis subsp. rotundata (Guinea yam)
Lineage: Eukaryota; Viridiplantae; Streptophyta; Magnoliopsida; Dioscoreales; Dioscoreaceae
Product: cyclin-T1-3-like
Exons: 7
Coding region: 155-2002 (615 amino acids)
Biological process (GO): positive regulation of DNA-templated transcription, elongation; regulation of transcription by RNA polymerase II
Cellular component (GO): cyclin/CDK positive transcription elongation factor complex; nucleus
Molecular function (GO): cyclin-dependent protein serine/threonine kinase activator activity
Source: RefSeq, a predicted model, not a curated record
CUCUCGAAGCCUCGCAUCCCGGGUUCCUUUUGGCCCCUUCCUCUCUCUCUCUCUCUCUCUCUCUCUCUCUCUCGCGUUUGGGACGAGGGCGCUCGGAGACGACGCAGCCGGAGGCAUAGAAGUGUAAGCUGGUCAGGAAGAUUAAAAGGUCCACAUGGCCACGGUGCUACCUGGGGAUUCCUCACAUCAUGAUAUGGACCUCGAUGACUUUGGGUCUAGGUGGUAUUUCUCUCGGAAGGAAAUUGAGGAAAAUUCUUCUUCUAGAAAAGAUGGCAUUGAUCUGAAGAAAGAGACAUAUCUCCGGAAAUCUUAUUGCACAUUUUUGCAGGACUUAGGCAUGAGAUUGAAAGUACCUCAGGUGACAAUAGCUACAGCGAUAGUAUUUUGUCAUCGUUUUUUUCUUCGGCAGUCUCAUGCCAAGAAUGAUAGAAGGACCAUUGCAACAGUGUGCAUGUUUCUUGCUGGGAAAGUUGAAGAAACUCCUCGUCCGUUAAAGGAUGUCAUUCUUGUCUCUUAUGAAAUUAUACAUAAAAAAGAUGCAUCGGCUGUCCAGAGAAUUAAGCAGAAGGAAGUAUAUGAACAACAGAAAGAGUUGAUACUACUGGGAGAAAGGGUUGUUCUCGCCACACUUGGAUUUGAUCUUAACGUGCACCACCCUUAUAAACCCCUGGUAGAGGCGAUAAAAAAAUUCAAGGUUGCGCAGAAUGCUCUUGCUCAAGUUGCAUGGAAUUUUGUGAAUGACGGGCUGCGGACAUCGCUCUGCUUGCAGUUCAAGCCCCACCACAUAGCGGCGGGUGCCAUCUUUCUUGCUGCCAAGUUUCUUAAAGUGAAGCUGCCAUCUGACGGGGAGAAGUUUUGGUGGCAAGAAUUUGAUGUCACACCACGGCAAUUGGAAGAUGUCAGCAACCAAAUGUUGGAACUGUAUGAACAAAAUCGGCCCUUGCAGUCUUCACAUGCAAAUGAAGUUGAGGGAAGCACCAGUGGUGGGGCUAAUCAUCCUGCUAUGAAUAGCUCUACCUUGAAUGAUAAUCCUGUAUCUUCAAAUGGACGUUCACAUGCUAGCGAGAUGGUUAAUGUGAAGCAAGGAACCCAAGUUCCACAAACUGGGAGGCCAGGUGUGCCUCAAGCAUCCUCUGAUCACAGGACAUUGCCUCAGAGAAGUUCACAAAAUCAAAGCAAUGAAGAUGGAAAAAUUGAUACUAAGAAUGGGGCUUGGGAUCGUACCAUCGGAAAUGAAGUGAAGGAUAGCAUGCAUGAUGAAGUGGAACCACAUUUCCGCAGCAGGGAGAACACUACAGACGCUUCAACCCGGGCAGAGAGGCAUUUUCGAGAUACUGCAACAAAUGAGGCCAGUGAAGCCCUUGAGUCAAGGGAACAGAAGGAUGAAGCUUCGGCUUCAAAAACUCAGAGCCCCCUAGAUGCUCUUUCAAAAAUCGAUAAAGAUAAGUACAAGGCUGCUCUUGAAAAAAGGAGGAAGCUCCGAAAUGAUGUUUCUGUCAAGUCUGACUUAAUGAAUGAGGAUGAUCUCAUUGAAAGAGAGAUUGAAAAUGGGAUUGAGUUGGCAGUUGAAGAUGAGAAAAAGCAGGAGAAAAGGCAAGGAUGGCCAAAGCCCCUGAAUAGCCAACAAUCUAAAAAUCAGAAUUUUGGCAUGGAGCAAGGUAGCACUAGGGACAAAAGAAACUUAUCAGAGCAGCAAUCACUGAAUGGGAAGAAUAGCUCAAAAUAUUCUGAUUCUGAAGAUAGAAGAGCCACUCCAAAUCGUUAUAUUGAACAAGAGCACCUUAAUGCAGAGGAAGGGGAGCUAUCUUCUCUUGAUGAACAUGAAUUACCUUCUUCUCUCAAGUCAUUGAAUAAUAGUGAGAGGGCUGCCAAUGCAGGAAAACCUUUUGAAGGCAAACGACCACAUGACAUGCCUCAUCAAUUGAGAGAACCAGCUGGGAGAACAUGGAUGGAAAAUACUGAUAGAGAUCAUAAAAGGUUCAGACGUGAGAGUCAUGUAUGACUGCACCUGCUGAAUUUGUUCCUUCAAAAUCUGGGGCCUGGUAUGAAGCCGCCUUUUAUGUUCUGCUUGUGUGACUUUAGAUUCAAAUGGUACAUUUCAUUAAAUAUGUUGAGGCAAAUGAGAAGCACCUCUUGACAUCUUCUACGGCCCAGUUACACCCAUAUCUGGGAUGGGCCGUGUCUUUAGAUUUUCAGGUUUACUUUACAGUAAAUUUUCUAGGGAAUGUUUUUUUUUUUUAUGCGGUCAUCAUCGUGAAAAAGCAAUCUGUUGUUGUAUUUAUGCAUGUAUAAGAUUGACCCCCAUCCCACCCCCCAAAAAAUGCCAUUUAAAUCAGCCUUGGACAUAAUGUUAGGAAUAGGCUUAAAGUACUGUGUAUUUGAGUUUAUAAGCAAUUUUAGCGAAUUUUAUAUGUGAGACUUGUCUGGCAUCCUUGUCCAAUUUUCUAGUUACUGUUUAGGUGGUCUUCUAUGUAGACACUUUGUCCAUAACUCCUGUUAAUGUUUACAAUUUUGUUGUUGAGUCA